AUGUCCAAAUCCUGCGAAUCCUCCAGAUCGCUACAAGAACAUGAUCAUGAAGCAAAUGAGACUUUCAAGAGUUUUCAGCUUUUGGACGUUGAUGACUCCGAAAGUGUGAGAGAGAUGCCGUGUUCCUCCAAAUUCUCCAGAAUUUCACACAGAUCUGAACGAAGCCUACCAAAACAAGAAGAUCUUGUGGCGUUGCGGGACAAAGCUGAGACUCUGAGGAGCGAACUUGAGGACUUGCAGAUUUUGAACGAUAAUAUGUGCGCUGAGGGUAUCGAUGCUCUGAGCGUGGCUGAGCUGCGUUCGCUGUUAGGUCCGCUUGAACAAGGCCUGCUCAGUGUGGAAACCCAAGUAGCAAAGAAGAGAAUAGAGCAGGAGGAAAUUGACAGAAGGAUGGUCAAGCAGGAAUUUGGAGAGGAAGGAGACACAGAUGAUGUUAAAUUAUGGAUUCAGAGCAAGAGGGAUCAGAGUUUGGAUCUGCAAUUACUUGCCGCAAAGAAAAGAUCUUUCUUUAGAAGGACAGGGAGAGAGCGCCGGAGGAGCACUGAGAGCAGAAAACAUUGGGAUGACCAUGAAACACUGGUUCAAGCCAUCAAGAAGAUGAAGAGAGAGAUCCCGAUAUUGCAGCUUUGGAACAGGAGAAUGUGCGGUGAAGAUAUCGAUGGUAUGGAUUUCUUUGAGCUGCUGGUACUCCGCAGGCAGAUUAAUAUUGGUCGGGUCUACAUUAGGUACUGGGUUUUGGAAAAAGGGGGAAAGCUGGGGAACUACGAGAGUAUUGGUGGAGAAAAUGAGCAUGGUGGAGAAAGGAGAAAAGUAUCCUGA
Messenger RNA from Microthlaspi erraticum, 819 nucleotides. The record is from the annotation of a GenBank genome assembly. NCBI's taxonomy places the organism in Eukaryota, Viridiplantae, Streptophyta, Magnoliopsida, Brassicales, Brassicaceae.